AUGAUAUUCUCGCAAGCUGUGAUCAUUGAGACCAAUAUCGCUGGACGACGCGUGAAGAGACGGUGUGUGGUCGUGGUUGAAGCCUUGGCGCUCACUUCGGCAAUUACCUCCGGAAAUCAAGACAUGAUAUUUCUUGGCAAAAAGAAAUGCCAACUGGCCCAAGUGGCCAAGACAUCGACCAAGUUGACUGAAGCUUUGGGGCGUUGGGACCACGGACAGGAGUCCUUUCUUGGCCAACCCUCCACAGUUCCUCCACAAUCCUCUAUCCACAUCACGACGCGGGGGGGAACUGACAAGGGAGCAAAAUUUCCAACAAAGAGAUGGAUCACUGGGGGAGAUUGCGGCUUUGUGCGGGGGAAUCUCGACUAA
This is a messenger RNA of Colletotrichum abscissum, 369 nucleotides long. RefSeq lists its product as uncharacterized. The transcript has a single exon. The coding region runs from base 1 to 369 and encodes 122 amino acids. Lineage: Eukaryota; Fungi; Ascomycota; Sordariomycetes; Glomerellales; Glomerellaceae. The record is from RefSeq and is a predicted model, not a curated record.